CAUCUUUAAAUUUGAAACCCUAGAAUCGCUUAGGAGGCGCCGAAGAAGCGAAGUGCUCCGAGAGUCUUAGAGCGCAUCUACCCUCAGUGAGAAAAGAUGUCGAUUUCAGAGCAAGCUUGCAGUUACGCUCUUUUGAUCCUCCAAGACGAUGGUAUUCCCAUCACCGCGGAAAAGAUUGCCACCUUGGUGAAAGCAGCAAAUGUGACUGUUGAAUCUUAUUGGCCAAGCUUGUUUGCUAAGCUUGCUGAGAAGAGAAACAUUGAGGAUCUCAUAUUGAAUGCUGCAUCUGGUGGUGGUGGUGGUGCUGCAGUUGCUGUUGCGCCAUCAGCUGGAGGCGGUGCUGCUGCUGCUGCCGCUCCUCCACCUGAGGAGAAGAAGGAAGAAGCAAAGGAAGAGAGUGAUGAUGAUAUGGGGUUCAGCUUGUUCGAUUAGGAGCUCCUUUCAGUAUGAUUUUGUCCUAUGCUGGAGUAGUACUUUUCAAGGGUGGUUACCUUAUGGAUCUAGUAGAACUUGUUUUAAUUUGAUAUAUUUGUAUUCAUGAAGGAUGAAGUAAUUGGAAGUCUGGUUUUUGCUAAUUGUGUGAUUGUGCUUUCGGAUAUAUUGCUAAGUCUUUUCAGACAAUAUUUGGUUC
Messenger RNA from Corylus avellana, 631 nucleotides. RefSeq lists its product as uncharacterized. The record is from RefSeq and is a predicted model, not a curated record. Gene Ontology annotation, cellular component: cytosolic large ribosomal subunit; ribosome. Gene Ontology annotation, molecular function: structural constituent of ribosome; protein kinase activator activity; ribonucleoprotein complex binding. Gene Ontology annotation, biological process: cytoplasmic translation; translational elongation. NCBI's taxonomy places the organism in Eukaryota, Viridiplantae, Streptophyta, Magnoliopsida, Fagales, Betulaceae.